Brachypodium distachyon (stiff brome) is the source of this 1472-nucleotide messenger RNA. Its product is annotated as STOREKEEPER protein. Gene Ontology annotation, biological process: regulation of DNA-templated transcription. The record is from RefSeq and is a predicted model, not a curated record. Gene Ontology annotation, cellular component: nucleus. The transcript is spliced from 2 exons. Lineage: Eukaryota; Viridiplantae; Streptophyta; Magnoliopsida; Poales; Poaceae. The coding region runs from base 222 to 1112 and encodes 296 amino acids.
GAUUCUCUCGGGGGCGCCCACGGUAAACGAAACCCGCAGGAAAAACCGCAGGCAUUGCCACAGCAGAAGCAGCCUGCCGCUCCGACGCCGCAUUCCUUCCCGAGUACUCUUCCUUCCUUCCCCUUCCGCUUCGCCCCACUCCGAUUCCCAAUUUCCCCAAACCCCCAAAAUUCGAAACGCGCGCCUCCCCGUCCCCCCCUCGCCUUCCCCCCGCGCCGCCCAUGCCGUCCUCCAAGCGGCCGUCGCGCGCCGCGAUGGACGACGACGCCGCCGCCGCCGACGGCCUCCACCCAUCCUCGCCCCGCUCCAAGAAGCGCUCGUCCCGCUCCAAGGCCCGCUCCGGCGACCGCCGCUCGCCGAACCCUAACCCUAGGCGCCGCGCCGACUACCACGGCUCGGAGCCCUCCCGCAAGAGCGAGCGCAAGCGCAAGCCGCGCUCCUUCCCGGACUCCGCGCCGCUCGCGCUGGCCGUCGCCGCGCCCGCCUCUUCCUCCGUCGGCGGCCACGGCGCCGCCCAGAAGCUGUGGACCGAGGCCGACGAGGUCGCGCUGCUCAACGGCGCCAUCUCCUUCCGGGCGCGCAACGGCGGGCCCCCGCGGCUCCCCGACAUGGGGGCGCUUUUCGAGUCCAUCAGGAACUCGCUCUCGCCGCACCUUGACCAGGCCAAGAUGUAUUACAAGCUCAAGCGGCUUAAGAGCAAGUUCUUUAACUCGGCCCCGGCGGGCACCAGCAACCCGCACGAGCUCCUGGUGCGCGGUCUCUCCGCUGACCUUUGGGACACCGAGCUCGCACCUCCAGUAGAGGAUGACGUGGUUGCUGAGGAGGAGGAGGACCCUGAGGAGGGAUACACUGGUGCGGAUGUGGUGGGGGCUGCGAGCUUGCCUCUGGUGAGCGGGCUGCUUGGUGAAUACUGGAGGAGGAACGGGAGCGCCCUGUCAGGGGUGUCGCUGGAGAAGGGUCUGGCGCUGCUUGGGGCAGAAGAAGGCAGGGUAGCUGAGGCCAAGUGGAGGCGUCAGCUUGAUGCAGAGAUGCGCACACAGGUCCGCCGGCAUGAUUUGGCGAAGGAGGUAUUCGGCUUGCUCAUCGACGCCGUCAAAGGCCUAGGGCCUUAACUGGGGGUGCGUUUGGUGGAGUAAAUAGCUGGAUACGUAGGUACAAUGUCUAUUUUGUAGGCUGAUCAACUGUUGCGUACUUGGUUGCCGACCACGAGGCCCUAACACGGUGUCUGCUGUCUCAAUUCAUGCCUAGUUAAGUGAAACUAGUUACCAUUUUGCAGGACAUGACAGUUAUUUUGCUAAUCUGCUCGCCUGAUGUUCUUGAUAUGCUAAGGAAGCUUGGUACACGAGCUGUCAUAUUAAUGUUACAUACGCUGUAAAUCAUUUGCUAACUAUUGUUGCGAUGAUGCUAGAUGUGUUUGGAGUGCAAGGAUGUGGCAUAUUGGUAUCGCUGUUUGAUUACCAACCGUCUGGACU